AUGUCCUCCUGGGGUGUCAUUGAAUGCAGGGCUGAGCCAGGGUCUCCCUGGACCUCAGCUAGAGGCCCACUCACCACCAGCUCCUGGAGUGCCCUCUGCGCCACCCUAGAGCGGGAAGGCCUGUCAUUCCUGGCAGCUCAGCGUGUGUUGCGGCACCAGGCGGGGCGGGGCGACCUGUACGUGUGGUCGAGAGGGGUGUGGCCAGGGCGGAAACGGAAGAGGCGGCUUUCGCGCGCUCGGCGGCGGCGGCGGCGGCGGCCGGAUCCCGGAGGAGGUGGCGGCGUCGGUGGUGAACGCCCCUUUGCCUGUGACUGGCCUGGCUGCGACAAGAAGUUCGCGCGCUCCGACGAGCUGGCGCGCCACCACCGGACGCACACCGGCGAGAAGCGCUUUCCCUGCCCCCUCUGCUCCAAGCGCUUCACCCGGAGCGACCACCUGACCAAGCACGCGCGCCGCCACCCCGGCUUCCGCCCGGAACUGCUCCGGCGCCCGGGCGCCCGCAGCACCUCGCCCAGCGACUCGCUGCCCUGCAGUCUGGCGGGCAGCCCCGCGCCCAGCCCCGCGCCCAGCCCGGCCCCCUCUGGCCUGUAAGGGCCCUAGUCCAGCCCACCCUGCCGCACCCCUGCUGGGCCUGGGCCUGGAGCACCAGCAAAACGCCUGCUGUCCACAGCCCGGGGCGGGCCACGGACCGACAGCCGGUGUCCCCGACACUGGGCGGGGGGAGGGGGGGUGGCCCUUGGGAGGGGUGGCUGGGGCCCCGUGUGUGUAAAUAGCCAUGUCGGAUAACUCUCUUCCUAUGUGUUAAACAGGAACCCCAGGUGGGCAGCCGGCCGGCGCUCCCCUCCCCCCAUCGCCACCUCCCUGCUUCGGAGAGGGUGGGUCUGGGGGGAGUGGCCCAGGAAAGGGGCACGUAACCAGUGCUCAGACUUGGCCCCCCAGCCCUCCUCUCCAGGUUGGGAUGAUGUGUGCAAAGAGCCAUAGAUGAACCGGGGGUUCCCGCGGCCCCACCCCCACCCCGCCCGGGGCCCCCCACCCCACUGAAAGCCAUUGGAGACGUUCAGGGAAUCGGGGUGCGGCUCCAGCCGCCCCCAUCCGGGUAUUCAAUCUCAGGUGUCCACAGAUUCUGCCCUGCCACCCGGCUCCCCAGCAGUGGGGGCAGGGUGGGGAGGGGGAAGGCCGGGAGGGGGGAGGCAGUAGGGUCCAGGUUUUGCUCCUAAAACUGGGGUAGGGAGGGAGAGAAAGGGGUUCUUCCAAAGAGCAUUUUGACUCUCGUUUGGGGAAGGUGGAUAACACGGGCUGGGGCAGAUGCCUGCUUAUUUAUUUUCCUCUGUCUCUGCUGGUAGGAAGGAGGGGGGCAGUGAGCGGCCCCCCUCUGGGUGGGUGUGUGAGUGUGUGAGUGAGGACUGCUCCCUUCGGGGUAGAGUCCCCAGCAUUGGCCUUCCAUAGCAUCACAUGACAAUCAAUCCCUCCUGUUUGGGACCAUGACCAGUCUAUUGAGCAUCGGGCAGCCCUUCCCUGCAGGUGCCCCUGGACCAGCGGUUGAGGUCCUGCUUUGCAAGGGCAGGAAGCGUGAGGGCUGACCCCUGAACCCCAUGGGAUAGCUCGCUUUUUUUGGACCGGAUAGAAUAUUUUUUCAGGCGCCAAUCCCUUUCUUGAUCUGGGCCCCAUGGGUGGUCCAUUGUCCUCAGGGGGUGUGGGUGUUGGGGGGAAGGUCUGUAUGAUCCCUGCUUAUGGUAGGGAGGGGUAAGCGCCAUGACCCCCUCCUGGUGUCUUCCCACUGUGGCUUCGGUUGGAUUUCAUUUUGGGUAGGGACUGAGGGCCGUGCCCUAGAAUGGGACAGACCCAGGGUCCCUGUCCCAAGACCCUGAAAGGACCUAUCGCCCACUGUUGGCUGCAGGAGGUUUUUGGCACCCACGUGUGUUCCGGAACCCUUCUGUCUCCCCACUGGGGGCUGGGGAUCUGGAUGGCGGUGUGGACUGGACCUGCCUUGGCAGGAUCAGGGGGUGGGCGCCUGGGGUCCUGUGGAGGAGGCCAGGGAAGCCCUUUGGGGCUGGGCUGGGAAGGGUCUUCUGGCCCAGUCUCUGGGCAGAUCUUGGCAGGGCUGGCCCAUUCGUGCCCUUAAACCCUCCCUGCCAGCAGUGUUGGUGAGAUGCCUUAGUCUGUGGGGGCAGGCUGGGGUCCCAUUUUCCUUUAUGUCUUUAUGGACGUCCUCCUGAUUGUCCCAUCCCUGGCUGGUGCCUGUCCACAGGACGUGAAGUGUGGGUCUGAGGGCCCGGGAGGCCGAGGACUCGUCCCUGGCCCCUCUCCAGUGUCCGGGGGUCUGGCCAGACCUGUGCCCCUCCUCCCCCAAGGAGCUGGAGGUCACUGGGACCUGGUUCCAGCCACUUCGCUGUGGCAUCUCAAGGGGAGGGCCCCAAGGGACUCGUGCUGUCAGGUGGCGCCCCCCCCACCCCCCACCCCCACCUUACCCUGCCCUGCCUGGCCUUUUCCUUGUAUUUAAUUAAACAAGCCCUUUUUUAAACCCGA
Messenger RNA from Herpailurus yagouaroundi (jaguarundi), 2526 nucleotides. RefSeq names its product KLF transcription factor 16 (gene KLF16). The transcript is spliced from 3 exons. The coding region runs from base 1 to 591 and encodes 196 amino acids. The record is from RefSeq and is a predicted model, not a curated record. NCBI's taxonomy places the organism in Eukaryota, Metazoa, Chordata, Mammalia, Carnivora, Felidae. Gene Ontology annotation, biological process: regulation of transcription by RNA polymerase II. Gene Ontology annotation, molecular function: DNA-binding transcription factor activity, RNA polymerase II-specific; RNA polymerase II cis-regulatory region sequence-specific DNA binding.